Molecule: messenger RNA, 3784 nt
Organism: Protopterus annectens (West African lungfish)
Lineage: Eukaryota; Metazoa; Chordata; Ceratodontiformes; Protopteridae
Product: glutamic acid-rich protein-like
Exons: 2
Coding region: 126-2594 (822 amino acids)
Cellular component (GO): nucleus
Source: RefSeq, a predicted model, not a curated record
AGAAAGAGAGAGAGAGAGAGAGAGGGAGAGAAAGGGGGAGUCGGAACAAUCAACCACAUAAUACAAACAGCACAGGCCAAAGCCUCAAGCCCACACAGGCAGUCAGGCCUCUGUAGAAAGAAACAAUGGACCAUACUGGUCGGCAUGCAUUUUCGGCAGUUCCAAGUGGUAGCACAGAUCCAAAUGGCCCUUCUAGUGGGAUGAAACAAAGUAAUGGACCAAUGCAGCUGUUCCAGACAAUGAUUUCACAGGAUUCAAAACCAGGGCACGGGCUAAGUCAGUACAACACAUAUCUUCACAGAUCAAUGUUCAACUAUCUAGCAGCCAGAAAUACAGAGAGUAGCAGUGGUAUUCCCAGGAAUUGUGGAGAUUCCAAUAAAAGGUCUCAGGACAUUGUUUCAAAAAACACUCACUAUAACAACAGACCACUUAGUGGAUCUGUUGACUGUAAAUUCUCAUACUUUCUGCUGCCCAGCAGUGGGGAAAGUGGCUCAAACGCUGGACAAGUUAAAAAGAAAAAAAAUACUGCUGAAGGUUUCAUUUUCACCAAAGCUUUUCAGCCUCCAAGGGCAUUAGGUACUCCAGUCACAUCUGGUGUUUCUGGAAGUAAUUGUUUUAAAGGCAGAUUAGGACAUGGGCAGAAAAGUAAAUACUCGAAUAAUGUACAGGCAAGCAAUUUAUUUACUGAUUAUGUGCCUCCAAUGGAAUAUUUCACUGAAUAUUCUAUGGAAAAAGUGAUGCCUAAAAGAGAGCCAGUUAAAAGUCUUAACUUAAAGGGCACAGACAACCAAGAGUACCUCAGCAAACAAAGUGUGUGGACCAAAGAAAAAACUGUCUUGAAGGCUACAAGCGCUGUAGCGGAGACAGUACCCAAAGAAGAGAAAAAGGUGGAAAGAUGCAAAAGAAGAACGAUCAUGCGUCCGCGAAAGAGAACAUUUGACUUUAGUUGCAAAGAUACAGAGACACAAGAGUUCAGCAGCAAACUGUUAGAUACCUGUAGAAAGGAAACAUCUGACAACUUAUCCUCUUUUCCCUCAGCAGCCUCACAGGUGCAUCCAGGGGAAAGAGAGUCUAAUAAUAUCAAAAGAAGAACUCAAAUGCCACCAAGGAAACUGACGUUUGACUCCAUCCAGCGAGAUUUAAAUGGAAUGGAAAGUCAUCUCAAUAUUUCUCAAAGCAGAAAAAAUCCAGCUGAUUCAGAAGUCAGCACGUCAACAACCAAAGUAGGUUAUCAAGGUCAUCGUGUACUGGAGGGCUUAAAGAGAAGAACCUUGAUGCCUCCAAGGAAACUGAUCAUUAAUUCCACCACUGAUGAAAGUAACCACACUGAAGCUCUGAAUGACCUGAAAACAGAACUUUCUGGUGACCCACAAAUACUAAAGUCAGUACCUGGAUCUAUAUCUCAAGGAAAACCGGAACCUGAGAGCUGUGAAAGAACUCUGAUGCCACCAAGAAAGCUUGACGAGUUUAUCUGUAGCCAUGCUACUGUAACUCAGACCAAUGAUGUGGCAAAUGAGGCAGAGUCUCAAGGGGCAAAACAAGCUUUCAGUUCCAGAACAGUGACGGCAACAAUGCAAUCAGCUGACCCAAACUUGAAGGGCACAGACAAUAUGAAUUAUAACAGUAUGCAAACAUCUGCAGUGCAAAUAGAAAGAACAGCUGACCUGCAAGAUGUAAAAGUAGAAACUGACCCAAUUUCUGUAGGAGAUCAAGAGUACAGUAGCUCUAAGCGAAGAACUGUUAUGCCUCCAAGGAAACUACCCAUCUUGCAAUGUAAUGACUUGAAGAUGGAAGGCUCUAAGGGUCAAGAAACAUGUUCUGAUGAUAACAGUAUGCACAAAAUGCCUGACAGUGACAACUCUGAGAGCUCCAGUGAUGCUAUGGACAGUUCAGAUCAAGAAGAUUGUUCUCAGGGGACUGGCAAUGAUCCAGAAGAUGAUGAUGAUGAUGAUGGUGAUGAUGAUGAUGAUGAUGAUGAAGAUGAGGAUGAUGAUAAAGACCAUUCAUCUCAGGACAGAUCAGAAAGUGGUGAGAUGGUACAAGAUGAAGAUUAUCUUUUGAUUGAUGACAAAGGAAUCCCUUAUACUAUUUCCAAAACAGAGUUAGUGAAGAGCACAAAAAAAGAAGGUAAACGAGAUCCAAGGUGGUUUGGUAGUAUGGAAAAGCCACUGGAUCCCAGAAAGAUCCACUACUGUACAGUGUGUUAUCGAAUGUUUCUGUACCUUUCAGACUUGGAGAGACAUAGCAUCACACAUUCGGAACAAAAGCCUUUCCAGUGUAAGGACUGUGGUAAGUCAUUUAAGCGCUCAUCCCACCUGGUACGGCACAAGCACAUCCACACAGGUGAAAAGCCUUUCCUGUGUGCCAUUUGCCAAAAAGGCUUUCGAGAAUCUGGUGAGCUUCUGCGGCAUCAGCGGGUCCACACAGGUGAAAAACCGUACCAGUGUGAACUGUGCCACAUGCGUUUCACAGAGAGGAAUACACUGCGCCGACACAUCAACAGAAAACAUGUUAAAGAAAGGCUUUAUCAACAAAACACAGACUGUGCCUGGGACAAUCCUUGUAGUGAAGUGCCAGAUGUAAACAGUGAAUAGAAGGAAUGGGAGAAGAAAAGACAAAACAAGUUCUUGUAUAUUCAUAGGCAUUGUCUGUCAGCCUUGUACCAGAUUCAGGAGUUCUGUUUGCAGUUGUUCAUCUUAUGGGAGUAUAAAUUUAGUUGUCUUGCUUACCAGUUUGCAAGGACUAGGAGGGUAAAGGCAACCAGUGAAAAAGUAAACUCCUAAACCAGUGCUGCUUCUGAUAAUGUGCUUUAUCUUAUCUGGGUCGUCAUUCAGAUUACAGUUACAAUAUCCAAGUCACCCCCCAGUUCAGCUCCUGUAGUUCUAAAGGCUAGACUGCAUCACAUGCUUAAAAAUGCCAUACAAAAGUAGCAGAAGGCUGGGUGUACGGUUAGAAUAAAGGUCAACAGACAGUUGGAACAUGGACAGUGAUAACACAGGUAGAAUACUUGGAUUGUCAUUAGGAUAUGGCAAUAUUUGGAAUGAACUCCAUCAGAAGCCUACAUUUCUGAAGACUUAAGGCACAUAAUAUUUAUUGACCUUAUCAUGUCCUGUGGUCAGUACUAAGGUUUUAAAAUGGCUAAAGGACAGUGCACUGCAGAGAAAAAUGCUCCUCCGUAGUUUAUAUAACUUUCUCCCUUUUUUCUUUUAACAUAGUAAGUGCAGUUUUGCUAUUGUUCAGAAUUCAUUAUAGUUUUUAAUAUCAGAUAUUACACUCCUUACUGCUUUCUGUCUCAGUUUAGAAGAAGAUUGGAGAUCAUGUACUGAGUACAGCUUCAGAAAGUAUUUUUUUAAUGUCACAAACACUUCAAGGAAGAAAACGGUAUUGCACAUAAAAGUAGCUGAUGGCAAAGGCCCUGGUGGCUGAUGGCCUGUGAUUUUUAUCAAAGUACUGUUCUUUGCUGGCCUUGUGGCUUAGUCAAAGCAAUAUCUUCAACCCCAGAAUUUUUUUUUUAAUUAUUAUUAUUUUAGAGUAAUGGGAAAGCUAACGCUUUAUAAAGAUGGACUGUGUGAAUUAGGCCAUUGUUUGUCUUAAAUCCCAGUGAUGUCCCUCAGUAACCAAAAUGGAGAUGUCUAUCACAGCACUCACUGCUAUAGUCUGUUUCUAUAAUGUAUUUUUUCUGCCAAUGGCCGAUAUCUGUUCUGAGCAGAAUUCCAAAGCUGAUGUCCCCCCCAUGCUGCUUGGUUAUCUCCCUUGCAUAGUGGAUGCAAAGGGUAGCAUAACC